Messenger RNA from Leptonychotes weddellii (Weddell seal), 3643 nucleotides. The record is from RefSeq and is a predicted model, not a curated record. Lineage: Eukaryota; Metazoa; Chordata; Mammalia; Carnivora; Phocidae.
GGCCGCCUCCUUCCCGCUUCCAGUACUCCGCAACCGGGUUCUCACACCUCCCCUCACUCUCCACGAGUUCCACGCCUCGCGGUGUAGCUCCGCCCCUAUCCCCGAGUCCGCCCCCGCAACCGUCCGAGCGUGUGCACUCCUUUCCCUUCACUCUCCUGCUGUCUAGCCGGUCUGGGUCUCGGGCUUCUCAGAGCGGUCUGGGUCUCAACGGCCUCACUCGGACGCCUCCGCGCGCUCUCCCCCCGCGGCCCCCACCCGCAGCUAGCCGCCUCCGACCUGGACUCGGGGUCGCGCCCCCUGACUCCGCCCCCCCACUCAGCGGACUCGCGCACUCCCGGCCCGGCCUCUACCCCGCGCAGGCCGCGGAAAGCCUGGCCGCCUCCCCCUCCUUCUCCGGUCGCUGCGAGCUCCCCGGGCGCUCUCGCUCUCGCGCUCUCCGAGGCGAGCGCGCUCCCGGCCCGCGCGCUCCGGGCUCCGGCUUCUCCCGGCUCCUGUCAGUGCGGUGACUGCGCUGGGAAACAUGGCGACCGAGGGAAUGAUCCUCACUAACCACGACCAUCAAAUCCGUGUCGGAGUCCUCACAGUGAGUGAUAGUUGCUUCAGGAAUCUUGCAGAAGAUCGCAGUGGGAUAAAUCUCAAAGAUCUCGUACAAGAUCCUUCUUUGUUGGGUGGGACUAUAUCAGCAUACAAGAUAGUACCAGAUGAAAUAGAAGAAAUCAAGGAAACCCUGAUAGAUUGGUGCGAUGAAAAGGAACUUAACUUGAUAUUAACAACUGGAGGAACAGGGUUUGCACCACGAGAUGUCACUCCAGAGGCCACAAAAGAAGUAAUAGAACGGGAAGCGCCAGGGAUGGCCCUGGCAAUGCUGAUGGGAUCACUUAAUGUUACACCUCUGGGCAUGCUUUCUAGGCCUGUAUGUGGAAUCAGAGGGAAAACUCUCAUAAUUAACCUGCCAGGUAGCAAGAAAGGAUCUCAGGAAUGCUUUCAGUUUAUACUGCCAGCUCUACCUCAUGCCAUUGACCUUUUACGUGAUGCCAUUGUAAAAGUAAAGGAAGUGCAUGAUGAACUUGAAGAUUUACCUUCCCCACCACCUCCUCUUUCCCCUCCUCCUACAACUAGCCCCCAUAAACAGACAGAAGACAAAGGGGUUCAAUGUGAGGAAGAGGAAGAAGAGAAGAAAGACAGUGGUGUUGCUUCAACAGAAGACAGUUCUUCAUCACAUAUAACCGCAGCAGCCAUUGCUGCCAAGAAGCAUCCAUUCUACACCAGUCCAGCUGUUAUCAUGGCACACGGUGAGCAGCCCAUUCCUGGUAUCAUCAAUUAUUCCCAUCAUGCAACAGGCAGUACAGAUGAACGGAUUCCAGACUCCAUCAUUUCUCGUGGCGUUCAGGUGCUCCCACGAGACACAGCCUCCCUCAGCACUACUCCUUCAGAAUCGCCUCGUGCUCAGGCUACAUCUCGCCUUUCUACAGCUUCCUGCCCAACACCAAAAGUCCAGUCCAGGUGCAGCAGCAAGGAGAACAUUCUCAGAGCCAGUCACAGUGCUGUUGAUAUCACCAAGGUGGCUAGAAGACACCGCAUGUCUCCUUUUCCUCUAACGUCUAUGGACAAAGCUUUCAUCACAGUCCUGGAGAUGACUCCGGUGCUUGGGACAGAAAUCAUCAACUACCGAGAUGGAAUGGGGAGAGUCCUUGCUCAAGAUGUAUAUGCAAAAGACAACCUACCCCCCUUUCCAGCAUCAGUAAAAGAUGGCUAUGCUGUCCGAGCUGCUGAUGGUCCAGGAGAUCGUUUCAUCAUUGGGGAAUCCCAAGCUGGUGAGCAGCCGACUCAGACAGUAAUGCCAGGACAAGUCAUGCGGGUUACAACAGGUGCUCCAAUCCCCUGCGGUGCUGAUGCAGUAGUACAAGUAGAAGAUACCGAACUAAUCAGGGAGUCUGAUGAUGGCACUGAGGAACUUGAAGUGCGAAUUCUGGUGCAAGCUCGACCAGGCCAAGAUAUCAGACCCAUCGGCCAUGACAUUAAAAGAGGGGAAUGCGUUUUGGCCAAAGGAACCCAUAUGGGCCCCUCAGAGAUUGGUCUUCUGGCAACUGUAGGUGUCACAGAGGUUGAAGUUAAUAAGUUUCCAGUUGUUGCAGUCAUGUCGACAGGGAAUGAGCUGCUAAAUCCCGAAGAUGACCUCUUACCAGGAAAGAUUCGAGACAGCAAUCGUUCAACCCUCUUAGCAACAAUUCAGGAACAUGGUUAUCCCACAAUCAACUUGGGAAUUGUGGGAGACAACCCAGAUGACUUACUCAAUGCCUUGAAUGAGGGUAUCAGUCGUGCUGAUGUCAUCAUUACAUCAGGGGGUGUGUCCAUGGGGGAAAAGACAGAGAGCCUGCCAACAACAUUUGCGACUUUGGAUAUUGAUGGUGUAAGAAAAAUAAUCUUUGCACUACCAGGGAAUCCUGUGUCAGCCGUGGUCACCUGCAAUCUCUUUGUUGUGCCUGCGCUGAGAAAGAUGCAGGGCAUCUUGGAUCCUCGGCCAACCAUCAUCAAAGCCAGGUUAUCAUGUGAUGUAAAACUGGAUCCUCGCCCAGAAUACCAUCGGUGUAUAUUGACUUGGCAUCACCAAGAACCACUGCCUUGGGCACAGAGUACAGGUAAUCAGAUGAGCAGCCGUCUGAUGAGCAUGCGCAGUGCGAACGGGUUGUUGAUGCUACCUCCAAAGACAGAGCAGUAUGUGGAGCUCCACAAGGGCGAGGUGGUGGACGUCAUGGUCAUUGGACGGCUAUGAUGGUCACCAGAGCGAGAAAGCUUUGAUGCAUGUCCACAUAUCAUUGACUGUAUCCUGUAAUAUGCAACGGCACAGCUAGUUUUUCUGAUCUGGAUAAAAGUUGAUCUGUAUAGUCAACAUCUUGAACUAUAUUUCAAAAGAAUUUAAAUACACCUUUUAAAGAAAAAAAACACCUAAAAAUAAAUCUUAACAGACAAUUCUAUUCUGAUUAUAUCAAAGCAAAUUUUUCCUUUCUUGCAAAUUGCUUUGUGUGUUCAAUGCUAGGUCUGAUAGCGAUAGCUUUUAGUAGACAGCAGUAGGUGCCUGCAGAACUUGUGUUUUUCUCAUCUUUAAAAUACAACUAAUUAUGCUCUUAAUCAAGGCUGUCUGCUUAUUUAUACUAGCGUAGGCAACACUUGGAUUUCCCUUCUUAGUAUGCUUCAUAACCGCUUUUCAGAGAGCUUUUGCUUGUUCUUUAUCAUGUAUCUCGUGUUUAUGUGCACAGUGCCAACUGAAGAGUGACUGGGUGGGGAGGCCCUGCCCUGCCUCAGGGAGAACCCUCCCCCGCAGAGCAUCCGGGAGGCCCCUCCCCAGUAGCCUCGAGGCACAGUACUCUUCGGCAGUAACUGGAUACCUUUUAUUUGAAUAAACAAACUGGGGGAAAAAAUGCUUCCUUAAGUGCUGACAGCCUUUUUAACCAAUACAUUUAAAGUUGUACAGAACAAAAAAUAAAAUCAAAGACUGAUCUUGUACAGAUAUUAGUGUUACCAGCAUUCAUGUGGAAAUCAAGAGCAAAGAAAAAAUGUUAAACAACUCUGUACCAUAACAUUUUCUGUAAUGAUACUGAAACUUAAUGAAUAAAAAAAAAAAUCCUUGAUCAUUAUUUAAAAA